ACGCAACACUCUAUCCUCUUCUCCCCUAUCUUCAUCCCCAAGCAAACAACUUACAGCUUUUCGAAAAAGGAAAAGAAAAUUAUAAUACAACAUGGCUGAAGGAAUCGACAGAAGAGAGGAUGCUCGUCUUGAGUUCAGCACCAGCAAGGAGGUUACCGUGGCGCCUACCUUCGAGGCCAUGCACCUUAAGGAGGGCCUUCUUCGCGGAAUCUACGCUUACGGUUACGAAUCCCCUUCCGCCGUCCAGAGCAGAGCCAUCGUGCAGAUCUGCAAAGGUCGUGAUACAAUCGCUCAGGCUCAAUCCGGAACCGGUAAAACCGCAACGUUCUCCAUCUCCAUCCUACAAGUCAUCGACACAGCAGUCCGUGAAACUCAGGCACUAGUUCUCUCCCCGACCCGGGAACUCGCGACUCAGAUCCAGUCCGUUGUUAUGGCGCUUGGUGACUACAUGAACGUUCAAUGCCACGCUUGUAUCGGUGGGACCAACGUUGGGGAGGACAUCCGCAAGCUCGAUUAUGGCCAACACGUCGUCUCUGGCACACCCGGUCGCGUGGCGGACAUGAUUCGCCGUAGGAACUUGAGAACCAAGCACAUCAAGAUGCUGGUUCUAGACGAGGCGGACGAAUUGCUCAAUCGUGGGUUCAGAGAGCAGAUUUACGAUGUUUACCGCUACCUUCCCCCAAGCACCCAGGUUGUCGUCGUAUCCGCUACCCUCCCCUACGAUGUCCUGGAUAUGACUACGAAGUUCAUGACAGACCCCGUCCGCAUCCUUGUCAAGCGUGACGAGUUGACCCUCGAAGGGCUGAAACAAUACUUUAUCGCUGUCGAAAAGGAAGAAUGGAAAUUCGACACCCUCUGCGAUCUCUACGACACCCUUACGAUCACACAGGCAGUCAUUUUCUGCAAUACACGUAGAAAGGUCGACUGGCUGACGGAGAAGAUGCGUGAGGCAAACUUCACCGUCUCUGCCAUGCACGGAGAAAUGCCGCAGAAGGAGCGUGAUGCUAUCAUGCAGGAGUUCCGCCAGGGAAAUUCUCGUGUGCUCAUCUCCACCGAUGUCUGGGCCAGAGGUAUCGACGUUCAGCAGGUCUCUUUGGUCAUCAACUAUGACUUGCCGAGUAACCGUGAGAACUAUAUUCACAGGAUCGGUAGAUCUGGUCGUUUCGGUCGCAAGGGGUAAUUGUCCACUCUUAACAUCGCCCUCUGAUUGAUGCUAACGCUGCCAAGUGUCGCUAUCAACUUUGUCACAAGCGAGGACGUUCGGAUCUUGCGCGAUAUCGAACUUUUCUACAGUAUUCCCCCUUCUAAUUAUUUCGGGCAUCCUUGGGUAUCCUAAAGCUAACAUUUAGAAAAAAAGGUACUCAAAUCGAUGAAAUGCCGAUGAACGUUUCGGAUCUACUCUCGUAGAUAAUUUUUCUUCGUUCUCCAUGUCGCACUUUUGAAAACAAAAAAAAAGGGGGGGGAGACAGGGCAGAGCAGGGCCAGUCAUUGAGGGGAGGAAAUGGGGCCGUAUUGCCACUGGUGAGCUUGCGUUUGCUUUAUUAUUAUUAUCGUUAUUAUGAACGUGUUUCAUGUCCGGGAGGAAAUAUUCGGUUGGCUGAUGGAUGGUUGGUGUUUGGAGUUCUUCUUUCCUUGUAGCAAAAAAAAAAAAUGAAACCCUUUUUUUUUUUUUUUGUCGCUCUCUAAGAGUAGUGUAGAAUGGCGGGGAAUCGAGAUAUCAUGAGGCUUGUUAUAUCGGGGAAUGAGAAUUGGAUUCUUUUAA
Messenger RNA from Tuber aestivum (summer truffle), 1762 nucleotides. NCBI's taxonomy places the organism in Eukaryota, Fungi, Ascomycota, Pezizomycetes, Pezizales, Tuberaceae. The record is from the annotation of a GenBank genome assembly.